AUGGCGUUAGUGAGCGAGAAUGAUGCACCGAGGAAGUUGCUCCUGUCCAUCGUUGUUGUCUUGGUAAUAUCGCCCAUAUCACGUACUAGUUCAGAAGGACCACGAUCAAGGAGUAUCCGUGAGCGGUCUGAGCAAGGAUUUGAAAAGUUUGCAAGCAACAAAGAGGUGCUGAGAUCCAAUCAUUUACAACAGUUUUACAAUUUACUUUCAAAGCCAAAUACAUUAACAAACUUGCGAACGAAAAGGGAAGUUACAUCAGCUAACGAUUUGAAAUCGUUACUUGAAAGACUAAUACAAGAUGCAUUCAACCAUGUAGAGGCUGUAUACCCGGUUGUCUUCAUGGUUCUAAAUGUACAUCCCGGGUCAGUGUGUAUGAUGGCUGUGAAGAUGAUGCAACACCAGAUUUAA
Saccoglossus kowalevskii is the source of this 408-nucleotide messenger RNA. RefSeq lists its product as uncharacterized. Lineage: Eukaryota; Metazoa; Hemichordata; Enteropneusta; Harrimaniidae. The record is from RefSeq and is a predicted model, not a curated record. Gene Ontology annotation, molecular function: voltage-gated calcium channel activity. Gene Ontology annotation, cellular component: voltage-gated calcium channel complex.